Molecule: messenger RNA, 7955 nt
Organism: Lytechinus variegatus (green sea urchin)
Lineage: Eukaryota; Metazoa; Echinodermata; Echinoidea; Temnopleuroida; Toxopneustidae
Product: piezo-type mechanosensitive ion channel component 2-like
Exons: 52
Coding region: 418-7821 (2467 amino acids)
Source: RefSeq, a predicted model, not a curated record
AUCGGCGCGGCGCUUAGGUCAAUUGUUUGAUUCGGAAGCUGUUGUCCGGAGCUGUCGGAUCAAUAAUUCCUGAUCCCGCCACUGGAUAACGGACCUGGGAAUUCAUGAAUCUUUAAAGGAGAUUCGUAUUUUUGCUCAAUUAGGCCUAUAGACCCUAGUGAAAUUUUAAGUUUGGAUAGCUGUAGAAAGAGCUAUCGUUACGCAGUACGAGCUAGCCGGGAGUACGAGACUCUCGUCUUCGAUUUCCAGUGGGCUGUGCUCGGGGUCUUUGCUGUUGCAAAUGCGACGAGAUUCGGCCUGCUGAGUCUGUGCCUGGCUGUGCAAGUACGUUCCGGAGUGCCAAAUCUGUGUAAAGAAUUAUGCAGUGACAUAUUUGCCCCUUCCUUGAGGAACGAUAGCGAAGAAAAUUGUUAAGUCAUGGCAAGCCUGGUGAAAAUGUCUGCAACAGUUUUUCUGUUUAAAUUAUUGCUUGGACUCGUUUUAUUGUUUGUGAGUAUAGUGAGGAUAAAUGCAGUUUCAGGAGUAUAUCUACUAUGCCUUCUAGCGUUACCUCUCAUCCCAAGCCCUACUACAGUGUUACAUCUCCAAGGGAGUGCAGGGCGGUAUAUGAAAACUGUUGUCAUUCUGAGUGCUCUUGGAUGUGUUACACAAAUACUUUAUCAGGUGGUUUUAGCGGCCCUGGAUGUUUAUAGUGAAACUAUAGAGAGCUGUAAUGCUACAGAUACAAUAUGGAGACAGUUGGGAUAUCAGAGAUUGGAUGACCUUAAUGGAAUCAAUAUUGCCAGAUUAGUCGUUCCUGAUGUCAUCCUCUUGGUGGUAUCUGUGAUGGUAUUUCUCUCCUGCAAAUACAUCCUCACCCCACCCCAGACAACUCAAUCUGAGUCCUCUGAACAUGGCGAAUCACUCUCCCCAGUCAUGGAACGGCGUCCUCGACGAACGUCGGUUGUUGUUGAGGGACUACGGUCCUGCAACAUCAUGAUCUUCUGUGCACUUUCUGGAAUCAUCCUUCCUUCGGCCAUCUCUGCAGUGUACUUUGUGAGUUUCUUGGUGGUGGUGACCUGGUGGUCUUUCUAUCAGAGUUGGGGAAGAGUCUUCAAGUCGAUUGAACUCCUGUGGCUCAUCUACAGUGGUGCCCAUGUCAUCAUCCUCUAUAUAGUCCAGUUCCAAUUUUUCCAGGAGUUGGUACCAUACGAUUCUGACGAAGGACUGAAUGUACCAGCAUUGGUUGGUCUUACACCCAUUAUUGAUUCCCUGCGUUGUGACCAAGGUGAUGAUCCAAGAGAGAUAUCCAUUGCUUCUACUGCUGGCUGGACAACCUUGGUCAACCCCUGGAUAGUGUUCCUCUUCUACUGGUUCUUAGGACAUGAAGUCCAAAGGUGGUUUGCAGGACCGCCUUUUCAGUCUGAUUGGGAGCAAAGAAUCCUAUCAGGGAAUAGUAAAAGAUAUGGGGAAUAUGUGGAGAUUGUCAGAAGGAAGAGUCCAAAGAAGAGAGGAAAGAAAUCAGGAAAAGAUGAAAAACAGGAGACAGAUGAGCAUCUUGUUGGAGAAGGUGCAGGUACCUCCUACCAGACCAUGGACCCCACCCCUCAGCAGACCCAAGAGGAUGCUACUGAUGGUGAAGUUGGGACCACCGGAGCUGAAUCUGCACCUACCAGUGGGGAUGAAAGAGGGGCACACAAGAUGAGUGCCUUCACUACCUUACUUGGGUUCCUAACCAAACAGAGCUAUAUCGUGGGUCUUAUACUUAUGAUGGCCUGGAGUAUUAUCUAUUUGAGUUGGAUCACCUUUGUGCUUCUUCUAUGGGCUCUUCUCAUCUGGAUUGUCCCUAUCAGUACCACAAGGAAUCGCUGCCUCUACACAUCACCCCUCCUGGUCUUCUAUGCUGAAGCCAUCAUUAUUAUCACCUUCGUCUAUGGUCUUGAGACUAACCUACCUGAGAAGGCCAGCGGUAUUGAUCUCAAAGAAGUUGGUCUUAGACAUUACAAGUACCCUUUUAUUCCUCUACUUGUGGAGAUGGCAUUUACUUUGAUGUUCUGGCUGACAUUGCGUCAAUUCCUGAGGGAGCAGAAGCUACGUAGGCACAACGUUGAUGAAGGCAUUGUUCUUCAGCCAUUUGGUGUCAUUUUCUCUGGUCCAGAAGAAGAAGUGAUGUCAACGGACGUGGAUGGACAUCAUCUACACCGUGGCCACAGUGUCACUAUGACAUUCUUGGGUCAAACUCUUAAUGCUUUACUUGCCAAGUACUGGAUCCUAUUAUGUGGUCUCAUGUUCCUCAUCAUCAGCCUUCAAGGGACUGUGGAUAUCUUCAAGACCAUCUAUAUGUUACUUUUCUUGAUACUGCUUAAUAUCUUUAUGCUCUCGUUUACUUUAUUCCGUUUCGUCCUGCGAGUGUUUGGCUGGAUAGUUGUGCUCUAUUCCAUGGCAGUGCUGUGUAUGAUAUACACCUAUCAAUUCACUGAUCUACGCAACCUGUGGAUAAACAACACCUUUUUCACAGAAGAAGAGCUUGCAGUGUUGGGACUCCAAAAGUAUGAUGAUCUUGGCAUGCUGAUCACCAAUCUUCUUAUCCCAACUGCUUUCAUCAUUUUAGUUAUGAUCCAGCUUCAUUACUUCCAUAAUAAUUUCAUCUCAAUUAGCAAUAUCAAGAGUUCAGGUUACCGUCCUGGUAGUUUAGAUGAAGAUGGUGGAUCAGGGAAGAAGGCUGAUGAUGAAGGAUCACCUGCUGCUGAUGCUGUCAUUGAAGUUGAUGAAACAGACAAAACUUCUAUCAGUAGCAAGAAGAGUUCACCAACAACUAGAUCGACCUGGAAGCUGAAACUGGCAAAGGCUUAUCACCUCUUCAAUACUUAUCUUGGACCAUGUCAGGUAUUUCUCUGGAGACUCCUGGAAGUCCACAUGAUGAAGUUGGUCUUUUUGACUAUCAUUCUGGUCGUAACUAAAGAACUGACAGCAGUGAAUGGUAUUCUCCUUCUGAUCAUCUUCCUCCCGAUUGCCAUACCAUCCCUCCAUCGUGUCUGCUGUAUGAUGUCAAUGUUAUGGGUCUCUGUGGUAUUAUUAGGAAAGAUGGUCUUUCAGUUGGAUUAUUCCAACUGGUUUGAUGUGGAUCUCACGACCAACUGCACAGAGAAUCCAGAUUUCCCUAUUCAGGUUGACUUCUUAAUUCCAGACUGGUUUGGUUUCAAACAAGUGGGCUAUUUUUACAACUAUGUAGAGGGUUAUGUUGCCAUCAUCAUUAUGCUCAUCAUCUACAGCAUUGUGAUGUUACAUCAACAGCAGUAUCGUAAUCAACGAGGCUUGGUUAAACCUGACUAUAGCAUCGUCUUUAAUGACAUCACUAGGGAGUGUGCUGAUAAAGAUGGUUUGCCAGGUUGCAUUAAAUUCCUCAUUAAUUACUGCUUCUACAAAUUUGGUUUAGAGAUCUGUUUCACCACUACCGCCAUUGUUGCUGCUGUACGUCUUGAUGUCUUUGCUUUCAUCUUCCUACUCAUGAUGGUCCCUCUUUUGUUUAUCAAACGUCGUAAAUGUGCCAUCUUGUGGCCAUUAUACAUGCUUGUCUUGAUAUUUCUGUUUCCUGUAGCCUAUGCCUUAGCGCUUGGAUUACCUCCAGUCUUCUGUAUAGAUUAUCCAUGGACUGAUGUUCUUCCGGCUCGUCUUAACACAUGGCUGUAUCUGUCUAACUACCUUACUCCUCGAGACCCUAACCCAAGUGCUAUCGUUGCGGAUUUCUUUCAGCUACUAUUUGUAUGCCUCCAGUGGCAAGUAUUCCGUGUUGAAAAGAAUCAUGAUAUCAUCACAGGAGGAGGUGAUAACUAUGAGCUCUCUGUGGAUGUUGAGAGAAUAGAUCUGUAUCCAGUACCAAACUUUACUUUCAAUAGGUCAUAUCUGGAUCUCAUAAAGAGCAUGGUAUUUGGAUAUGCCUUCUACUUCACCUUGGCGAUUGUAUUCCUGUGUGCUACAACUCGUAUCAGCAUCCUUGGUCUGUGGUACCUUGUCUUUGCCUUCUACUUCCUUUGGUAUGGCCCCAAGUUUCUUACCAAACCAACUGAUAAAGUCCUGAAACAGUGGAAUUUCUUGGUAGGAUACACCCUGUUUGUGAUUUUUAUGAAGGUUGGACUUCAGAUCAUGGCAUGUGCCUAUGGAAAUGAUAUCGAUAAAAAUAAUCUAUGUUGGAUUAUGCAACUAUUAGGUGUCAUCUGCUUACAGACUGACUACACGGAGGAGAUCUGUGGACUACCUGCUGACCAAGCUAGACUUACAUGGGAUGUGACUUGUUUCUUGUUUGUGGUGUUCCAGAGGCAGAUUUUCACCAGUAACUACUUCCUAUAUAUUGUCUUGGACCUAACUGAGGAGGAGAAACUGGCUUCAAAGGGUGCUGAGCUUAUCAACGAGAUCCUAGCAGCCAAGGUUCGCAACAAACGCUUAGAGGAGGAACGUAUACUGGAAGGUGUAAAGAGAAAGAUGAAGAGAAUCAAAGAGAAGCAACUCAAGCUGACAAGUAAAAAGAAUCAAACAUGGCAGCCAAAGUCUCAUGCUGAAGCUAUCAGAGGAACAGGAGGUUAUUACAUGUUUGAGGAUGUAGAUGAUGAUGACCUGAGUGACCUGGAAGCAGAAGGCAUCACGUCAUCAGGAGAACCAUCAAGUCCAAAGAAUCCACUUCAGCUUGCAUUUCAUGGUAUUGUAGAAGAUCCCAAAAAAGCCAUUCAGAUUGAUAAAGAACACCAAGCUGCUAUAUCAGGAGCAGAGGAGGAUCCAGAUGAUCCUGAUGCAGAUGCAGUAUCAUAUUCAACAGCUGUCAGUGGUGAAGGAGGUGAUAAAGAUCGUUUUAAAGAUGGGAAAGGCCGUGUAGAUGAGGCCCAGGAUGAUGAUGAGACUGCCACUAGAGGGAGCUAUACAGAUGAUAUUGAGAUGGAACAGGAGGAAGAACCUGAAGGUACUGUUGGAAAGAUCAAGAGUGCCCUGGCCCUGACGUGGCUCAUCUUCCUGCGUUCUGUGGAUACUUUGAUACAAUUCUUAGAUAACAUCUCAAAGGAGUACCGCUAUGUGGCCAAAGAAUUAAAGAAGCUGACCACUGAAGGAAAACGAAGGAGAGCAAUGAAAAAACACAAACCUGCAGAGCUCCAAGACAUGUCUGGUAAGGAAAGUGAAAAAGAAGAAUUAGAGACUAAAGGAACAGAAGAAAAACAGGCAAAAGAUGGUGCAACAGGAAGUCCUGCUGAUGAGAACGAAUCUCCAACAAGGGAUAUCAGAGUAUCCAUCAACCCUGAGCCCACGUCCGAAGUGAUAUUUCAGAAGUUCAUGGAGAGCAAUGGCCAUGAUGAAACAUGCUCCACAGCUGAGACCAGCUCAAGCGAUCAAUUCCGCCGCACCAUGAUACGCCCCGUUCGUCUGAUCUACGCUGCCCUCUAUGCCAUAAUAGCCCAAUCACAGCUGGUAUGCUACUUCAUUAUCAUUCUCAACCAGUUGUUAUCAGCCAGUCUCCUCUCUUUACCCCUGGUACUCAUAGUUUUCCUCUGGGCAAUGCUCUCCGUACCUCGCCCUACCAAGACCUUUUGGAUUACGGUCAUCUCGUACACUGAGGUAAUUGUCAUCUUGAAGUACCUGUUCCAGUUCCAGUUUUACCCAUGGAACAGUGACACAUCAAAGGAUCUUCAUAGCACUGAUCCACUUUGGUUCCCUAGGAUCCUUGGUAUUGAACAGAAGCCCAACUAUGCAGUCCUGGACCUGUGUAUCCUGCUAUCAGUUUUCUUCCAUCGCUCAGUUCUUAUUAGGCAUGGACUAUGGCAAGAGUCUCGUGUUGUGCCUGAUCUCGACAGUCAACAAACAGAUGAUGUCCCUGCCCUGACCAGUACAGACAUGGCUGUAGAAGAUCAGAAUGGCGAUGAGAUGGAAAGAGCUGGGAAGAAGGAUAAGAAGAAGAAAAAGAAGAAGAGGAAAGAAAAGGAGAAAAAGCCGGCAGAAGAAGGUGGAGCAAAAGCUGAGGUGCUUCUAUCAACAGAUGAUGAACAGCAGUUAGAAGUCCAAGAUGCUGAACAUCAAGGAUCGUCUGAUCUAUCAGAGCUAGAAGAUCCACCGAGGAGAUGGUAUCAGCCUGUGAUAAACUUCUAUCAUAACAUGAUUGAUCCUAUGUAUAGUGCUGUUACAGAUGUCUAUGUCUUCAUCUUUGGUAUUCAGUUCAUCUGUUUCCUCAUCAUAGCCCUCUUCUCAUCUGCAUUCGGGGAGGAGCGGGCCACCAGUGAUGUAGCCCAGCUGAUCAGCUCUAAUACAAUCCCAAUCAGUUUCCUUCUCCUCCUACUCAUCAUGUUCAUCAUCAUUGUCAUCGACCGUGCCAUCUAUCUCUGUAAGAACGUCAAGGCAAAGUUCAUCUACCUUGUUGUUCUUGUCAUUGCUAUCCACCUAUGGCUCUUCUUUAUUCUGCCGUCUUAUAAUAACAAGCCUUUUGUGGACAAUAAUCCAGCGCAAGUAUGGUAUUUCUUCAUCUGUAUCUACUUCGGUCUAUCAGCUUAUCAGAUUACAUCAGGUUAUCCAACAAGAAUCCUGGGUAAUUUCCUCUGCAAGAACUACAAUCUAGUUAGUUUGGUGCUCUUCUAUGGAUGGCGUGUUAUUCCAUUCCUAACUGAGCUACGUACUCUGAUGGAUUGGAUCUGGACCGAUACUACCCUAUCACUCAGCCACUGGCUACAGGUGGAAGACAUCUACGCUAAUGUAUAUCCUAUCAAAUGCUUCAGGAAUAGAGAAGUGGCCUACCCUGUUCCCCGUGGCACCAAGACACCCUGGAUCAUCAAGUAUGGAGUAGGAGGAGGGAUGUUGAUAGCUCUUAUCUUUGUUCUUUGGUUCCCUCUCAUCCUCAUCUCAUUAGCAAACACCACCAGUAUCAUGAACCCACCUACAUCAAUGUCAGUUGAAAUUGGUUUUGGUGGAUUUGAGCCCAUCUUUAAAAUGAAUGCCCAGAGUGAGGACUUGAAUCCCAUUAAUACUACACAGUGGAAUAAUCUACAAGCAGAAUUUGCACAGGACUUGAAUGCAAGGACCUUCUUAGAUGGAUAUCGUCAGGAGGAUGUUGUGAUUGCUACAAUCAGUGGUAACUCAACAGGUACUUGGGACAUCAGUCCACCAAGCAGAGAGAACCUGAUUAAGAGCCUACAGACAGAUGUUAACCUUUACAUCUACUUCAAGUAUUCUUUUACCAGAAUCACCAAUAAUGCCCAAGUCACACCCACCAUAGAGAACAAUCUUGAUGUGAUACUGACAAAGGAAUACGAUGAAUUUAGGGAUAAUAUGACUCAGCAACUUGAAUUUACCAACGUGUCAAGUGUGAUGAAAAAUUUCAUUCCAUCAUAUAUCAAGGUCCCAGCUCUAUCCAGCCCUGAACCAGUCACUAUCCUACUUGAGAAAGGUGGUUAUGUUAAUGCCUCUUUACAUCUGGAGGUUGGUGGGAUAUUAGACCUUGUAGGAACCAAGGAAUGGUGGGAGGUGGCAGAUAGUUCCUCUGAAGAAAGUUCUACCAUCCAGAUACUCACAUUCAAUGAAAGGGUUGCAUCAGAGCUUCUUGCACCGCUCUCAAGUUAUGGAAUAAUUGGUCUGUACGUCUCCCUCGUCCUUGUGAUUGGUCGUUUCCUUAGAAUGUACUUCAGCGGUAUCUCCUACCAGAUUAUGUUCAACGAGCUACCUAACGUAGACCGCAUCCUCAAGCUUUGUCUAGAUAUCUAUCUUGUGAGAGAGAGUGAUGAGAUGGAGUUGGAAGAGGAUCUAACAGCUAAACUUAUCUUUCUCUACCGAUCGCCAGAGACACUCAUCAAAGUCACCAAGUGGAAGACUGAUUGAUGAGAGAGAUAGUGAAAGUGAAUGAGGAGAAAAGAAAGAAGAUAAGCUUAGACUAGGUUUAUAGAUGAUGGCCCUUAUUCUGAAUUUGGGUUUAAUGCAAACAGGGUUAAGGUUGUGGUUAGUUAAGGAUGUGG